AUGUCUUCGCGUAAGCCUCGCAAGGGCUCUGCAUGGGCCCCAGACUCGACCGAGGCACUUUUCGACGAUGGUGUUAGCGACGACCACAGUCGAGAGCGAUGGAAGCGAGCUGUACAGACCCAAGAAGAGCAGCAGACUCUGCUGCAUCGCACCGUCGUGGUUUCCAAACGACAAAACCUCGAGCUGCAGUACGAACGAAUUGCCAAACAGCGAGCCUUUAUCCGCCGUGAGAAGCGAAAAUUGUUGCUUCAACACGCUCUGCUGACCUCCGAGCGCGAACGCUUCGAUGCCUCGCGUUCCUCCGACUGGUUCUGUCUCUCCUCGUUCCCCGCAGCAAGUGAUCGUCGCGUGACUGUCGAUGUCGGUGGCCAACUCUUUGAGCUCUCAGCAGCAGUGGCGUUGAAAGACUCAGCGUCGUUACUCGCUGCUUUCGUCCAGGACGAUUCACCCCUCAGCGGCGCUGAAAGUGGCUGCUUUCGCGUGGAUCGAGACUGGAGUCUAUUCCGCCACAUCCUACGCUUCCUACGCGAUGGAUUCUUGCCAUCCGACCCAAAACUGCUGCGUGACUUGUACGUGGAGAGCGAGUUUUGGCGCUUUGAGUCGUUGCUGAAAGCCAUAGAAGCCAGGAACUUGGAGCUGUGGAAGCUCAACCAAAACUCGAAAUGCUCAACGAAAGACACGAAGAAAGAGACGAGGGAUUCAAGUGAAUGGUGGCUGGAUCCGCCGUCAUGGUGGGGGACUGCUGGUAGUAGUUGCAAGACCAAAGAGAAGAGGCCUCAGACGACUCUGAACGCCUUCAAGAAGAGCGUCAAGACGACCCCCAAGGUGAAUAAGGGAGGCAAGGACAGUGAUGAAGAAAGUGAAGCGUGGUGGAGGAACUCCAAGUACAAAGGCACCGAUUACAUGGACAUCCUCGUGAGAGAUACGACCGUCCACGACGACGUCUGGACCCCGCGUAGUCCACUACUUACGAAUCACACCUGGGAGGCUUCAAUGACCCCCAAGAAGUAA
Messenger RNA from Phytophthora infestans T30-4, 1011 nucleotides. RefSeq lists its product as uncharacterized. Gene Ontology annotation, biological process: protein homooligomerization. NCBI's taxonomy places the organism in Eukaryota, Oomycota, Peronosporomycetes, Peronosporales, Peronosporaceae. The record is from RefSeq and is a predicted model, not a curated record. Bases 1 to 1011 code for a protein of 336 amino acids. Gene Ontology annotation, molecular function: protein binding. The transcript has 2 exons.